This is a messenger RNA of Juglans regia (Persian walnut), 1434 nucleotides long. Its product is annotated as transcription repressor OFP4-like. Gene Ontology annotation, molecular function: DNA binding. The record is from RefSeq and is a predicted model, not a curated record. The coding region runs from base 72 to 1178 and encodes 368 amino acids. The transcript has a single exon. Lineage: Eukaryota; Viridiplantae; Streptophyta; Magnoliopsida; Fagales; Juglandaceae. Gene Ontology annotation, biological process: negative regulation of DNA-templated transcription.
GGAAAACCGAGUCUCGCAUACAGGAAAACACAAACCAGCCUCGCUCUGAGAGAUUGAGUUUCCCAUCUUUAAUGGGUAAUCACAGGUUCUCAUUGUCAGAUAUGAUGCCAAACGCCUGGUUUUAUAAGCUCAGAGACAUGAGCAGAAGAGGCAGGAAGCAUAGAUCCUCUCAUCCAGUUAGAAGCAAACAACCCUUAAUGACUACCACAGAAUCACACAAACAACCCCACCUUUCUCACCCAAAAUCCUCUGAAACCCAUUUCCUUGAUCCACCAAGAAGAUCAUCCAAGGGAAGAAACAGUAGAAAAUUAGUUUACAAAUCUUCUCCUGGAGCUGUCAUGGCCCCAGUGUCUGCUGGUUGUAGCUGUAACGCCAAGCUUGAUUCAGUUUGGACUAAGCAGAGUCCAAUUCAAUCUCCGACUUACUUUGUCUCCCCUACUGAUAGUUCCAGUGUCUCUAACAUCCAUGAAUCUCGUCUUCUAUCCGACACAGAUUCUGAUAACUUGGCUGCUCCCGAUUCAUCUGAGCUACCCUCGUGUUCAAGCUCUUGUAAUUGUAGAGUUCGUUCUUCAGCUUCUGACAUUAUCCUCGACAUGAACAACGAAUCUUUUAUUGGGGAGGUGAAGAAGAUAGAAGAGUUUCAUACGAUUUCAGAGUUGGGCCUUUCUCCAAUUUUGACCAAACCAGUCAAAUUUGAUGAUAAGACCUCUGAAGUCACUAGGUUUAGAAGUUCAUCAUCUAAAGUACUGGAGGAGAUGCAAAAACGGCGUCCUCUAUCUGUCAAAACAGUCAAGAAGGAAGGUAUAAGAACCCAAAAGGAGCACAAAGCCAGUCCUCGUGUUCGAAGGUCUUCUGCUAUUUCUCCAGGUAUUAGACUUAGAACCAAUUCUCCAAGACUUGCUGCAAGCAGGAAGAUUCAGGCUCAUGCCAGAAAGAGCUUGUCGUCAAGGAAUAGGACCAUCUCAGAGAGCUUUGCAGUUGAGAAAUCGUCAAUGGAUCCAGAGGCAGAUUUCAGGGAUUCAAUGGUGGAGAUGAUUGUCGAAAACAACAUCCGGGCAUCAAAGGAUUUGGAAGACCUACUUGCUUGUUACCUUUCACUGAAUUCGGAUGAAUACCACGAUCUCAUAGUAAAGGCGUUUGAACAGAUUUGGUUUGAUAUGGCUAGCCUACGUUUGUAAAGAUCUGAAGAUCAUGAAAUGCAUACGAUCCUUGUAGCUGCUUAAUUACACACUUUAUUGUUCUCCCUUCUCUGAAUUUCCAUCCUCCCAAGAUCAUAGAUAAAUCAGAAAUUUUCAGUCUUUGCCAUAGGUUAGUGAUUAUAGUUUGCUUGACUGGGAAAACCACUCAUUUCAAAUCUUUUUGGGUUCUCUGAAUCUCGAAUUAGUAGCAUAAUUCUUGAAUGGUCUUGCAACUUUGUUCAUGAUAGAGUGUUAC